AUGGCAGGUGUUCAAAGCGGACAAGACGGUGCCAAGCAGAAGCGAAAUGUUGAUAUUGAAGUAGAAAUUUUAAGAGAUGUGGUCGUCAGCGAAGGUGGUAAAGUUGACGCCAGCCACAUUAGAAAGAAAUAUAAGGAUAAAUGUGGUAAAAGUAUAUCGAAAAAAACAAAAAUCGCAAAUUUCGUGAAGGAACAUAUGAGUGAUGAUUUCGAAGUUACUCAGGAAAGAAGUGCUACCUUUAUCAAAUUGAAAACGAAAAAUAAAGAUGAGUCGAGGAAUGCUGGGUUACCGAGUUGUAAACGAAAACCGCCGGAUAAAACUAAAGAAGUUCCUAAAAAUCGUAUGGAACGUGAUAUCAAAAAAACCGGAACUGACGCAGUUGUUGAAGCUCUCUCAGAGUCACACCUAGAGUCACAUCAGGAUGACAUGCAAACUUCUAUGAAGAUAAAUAGGACACCUCUGGCCUCAACACACAUUGUGCCAAAUUUACCAACUUCAUUAAAAGAAAAUCCAACUAGGUGCUACUCAAAGAAAUCAUUGGAAGAGGAUACUGACUAUCAACAUGAAUUUCCAAGUUUGCAAAAUUCAGUCCAAACAAUUGCAGCUAGUCAUUCGCCCACAUAUCAGCCCUUACCAGACCCAAAACCAUUACGUAAAACCAGUCGCCAGGUGCAUGAUAUAUCCUCAAAAGCAAAACCUCCAAGUGAAGCUGCAAUAAAAUCUGAGGUGACUAAAAUAAUAGAUGAGUUAUCAAAGAAUCAUUAUGUUGAAGUUGAUAUGGUCAUAAAAAGUCUUCAUGAAAGAUUUCAAGUGCAGUCAAAAAUGGGACUUGGAAACUACCGUAAAGAGGAUAUUCCCGGAGUAAAAGAUUUGGUGAGAAAGCAACGUGAAAUCAAUGCAUCAAUUCAAGCAUUUGUUAUGGUGCGUUCAGUUUCAACUCUUCAUGAACUUGGAAAAUAUCUAGCAAGUCUUUAUUCUGGAGCUGAGGAUUAUCAGGACUUGAAGCUUGGUCCUCUGGUUAAACAUCCUCUAGUUUAUGAGCAUUUCAGAUUUCCAUCCAAUUUGGAUCCACCUGAGAUCACGACACUGAGAGUUAUGAAAUACUUAAAAUUGUUUAUGGGAAGGAAUGGCUGGACGAACAGAGUUGAUACAACCAAGUUUCUUGAAUACUUGACUGAACAGAUGAGUUGUGAAACACCAUAUGAACUUGGCGUAAAAAUUGGUAGCGUUGCGUUGAUAAUUAAGUGUAUUAAAGGCUGUUGCUCCUCUGAAAGUGCAACAAGAAGGGAAGCAGAGAAAAAGCUGAUGGAUGAAAUUGCUGACGAUAUAGAGCAACAGAUGGCAAAAAAGAAGAAAAAAUUACUUGGGUCUUCGAAAAGCGAUCCUGAUGCUCUAGUAAACAAAUUUUUAGAUCUUUCUCCAGUUGUAAUCUUGCAAAAACUCUUUGCAUAUUGUGAAGAUUUAUUUCAAGGAAAAGUUAAGAAAAAAGUCACUGAGUUUGUUAUGAUGUGUAACAACGAUAGACCAAGCCGCAAACUGUUUCAGUUAGCAUUACACAAAGCUUGCAAUAAUUUGGUAAAACCUGUCGAGGAAUUUCCACAAAAAAACGAGGCAAAGAAUACAGUUGAUGUGGACAAAGAGGCAUCGCAGACUAAAAUGAACGAAAGCUUAUCUGGCAAGGCGAGGGCGGGAAUUUCCUGCCCCAAAUACGAGAAACUAUUCAGUGAAGUAAAGCGGUGGUUAGUUGGAAAAUCGUCAAAAUCUGUUGAUGUAAAACAACUUGCAAGAGUGGAAGAGCGUAUUCUUCACUGUUAUAAAGGAUUUACAACAUUUAGUGAACUUGGUCACGGCUCUUUCAUUCAAUUUCUCUCAACGAACAAGGAGUUGGAAGCUCUAAUCUGUUUUUCUGUUCAGUCUGAUGAUAAAUUCCUUGGUAUAAAGAAAUCAGACGUCAUCGAUCUAAUACAACAAUGUGGUGUUGACUCUGAAAAGAAAAAACUACACAAGAUUGUCCAUGCGCAAUACAGAAACCUGAGUACUAGCCUGGAUGAGAAGUCAUUGGAUGCUUUGGUUGCCCGAGCACGUGAACAAGGAAUUCCACAGCAUGAUAAAAUACCCGUGGUCUACGAAGCAUGUUUGGUCGCUGAAACAUUAGACACUGCUCACGUGCAAGGGUCUGACAACGACAAACACAAGAAAUUCAAUCAAGUCGGAGUUCUGGGGCAUCAAAAUUUAGAUAAUGUCCUCGUAUGCCUGUACCAAACACCACUAUUGGAAGACUUUCUUACGUGGUCUGAAUGGCUUAUGGUUUUUGAACCUAUAUAUGGAAACAUCAAGUCGUUUUUGAGAAAGAAUUUAUCUGCUCCCAACCCAAUCAAAACGGGUGAAGAGAUUCAUCCAUGUGACCUCGUUGCCAUAGAGACGCCGUCAGGGUCUUUGCUACGUAUUACGCGUUUGACGUCGACAGAUAUUUUCCUAACAUGUGCCAAACGUGGUGAUGUGAUUGGAACUUCAGGUCAUUUAGUCUCAUUGGUUUUCCAGUACGGAGGAGUGAAAAAGGCGCCUUUAGCUCUGCUAGCCAGCCACAUGAAAGAAGCUUUCUUGUUCUUAUACGCAGAGGCUGAUGAAGAAUCAGCCAAAUAUGUCAUACGUUUUGCAAUAAGAUGCUUAUCACGUGUCCCUCGCAUGAUUCGUUGUGCUCUUGCAAUGGAGAUAUUUAUUGAGCCAUUGAAGUUUGUUUUUGGAAAUACUCAAACUCAAGAAAUGGUUCUAAAAUAUUGUGAGACGUUUGAUGAGAAAGCAAUGUUUCAUUUUUUUGGAAUCAACUUCGGUGUCUUGGAAUGGAAGCAAGAUUUUAUGAAGAAAUUUGAAUUUAUCAAGUCAUUUGACGUGGAAGAAGAGGAUGGCAUCAUCGUGGGAGAGGAAAUCAAAGAAAAGAAGUUGGAACAUUUGAAUAAUCAGGUCAAAAAGGAAUCACUUACUGAUGAAAAAAAUGUUCCUCUCGUUGACGAAAUCGUAAGCAAUAAUGAUGAUACAUGUGAAUUUCCCCCUUCAGAUGAAUAUACGGAGUGCCCAGUGAACUCAAUUUCGAGUGCAAGAGAACAAGAAUGCCAGGCUGUUGUUGAUUCGAUCCGUCGCGAUGAGUUUGGUAUCGGCAUUGAAUUUCCUCCAGAACAUAGACAAAUGAUGGAAAACCAAAGAUCUCGAGAAGGGCGUGGUUUACACAGAUUAUCCAGCGAGUUGUACUCAAAAGACACUCACUUUGUGCUUGAAUUGGUGCAAAAUGCUGAUGAUAAUCGCUACAACGAUAGUCUGACGUCUCCUUCCAUCGCCUUUUUUGUCAACGUUGAUCGGAUCGAAGUUUUUAACAACGAAGUUGGAUUUGAGGAAAGAAAUAUUCGUGCAUUAUGUGAUGUUGGGAAAAGCACGAAAGGGAAGCAACGUUUUGGUUACAUCGGUCAAAAGGGAAUUGGUUUCAAAUCGGUAUUCAGAAUUACUGACACUCCAGAGGUUCAUUCAAACGGCUACCACAUUAGAUUUGAUGCUAAAAGUGGCCCGACAGGUUACAUUCUUCCUCACUGGUGGGAAACGAAGACGGACCCUGCUCUGAAUGACUGGACAACAAGAAUUGUCCUGCCAUUAAAAGACGACAUGAAAGAUGCCCAGAAGAAAACAUUGAUCGCUCGUUUUCACGACAUUCAGCCGUCGUUGUUGCUGUUUUUAAGACGACUGAGGAAGAUUAAAAUACAUGACGAGGCCUCCAACACAACUCGUGAGAUGUCACGGCGUGAUUGUGGUGAUAAAUUGAUUGAAAUUACUCAUUCUGAGGGGGUGGACCUUUGGUUUGUGGUAAAAAAAGAACUCUCAGCUUCAGCUAUGAAAGACGAUAUUGAAAGUACAGAGAUAGCUAUAGCAUUUCCUUUACCACCUCGUCAUUCAGGAGCACCUAUAUCGUUGGAGAAUGUCAAAGCUUUCACUCAGGGAAAGUCGCUGGCCCAUCAUCCAGUGUUUGCGUUUCUUCCCUUGCGAAGUUAUGGUUUUCGUUUCAUUAUCCAAGCUGAUUUUGACGUUCCUUCAUCAAGAGAAGACGUGGAUAAGGAUAGUGCUUGGAAUCAAUGGCUUCGACAGGAAAUCGCUGGCCUUUUUGUUCAAGCUUUCGAUGAUUUUAAGUCUCACGAAUGCUUCCUUGGCGUAGCCUCAAUUGUGCAACUGUUGCAAUUCAUCCCACUGAAAGAAGAAAUCUUAGACUUCUUCAAACCAGUUACACACACCAUUCAUUCAGGAUUAGCUCGAAAACAAUGUAUUCCAGUCCUUUCCAAACAUCCAAACAACAACUCCAUGUUUAACUUCGGUGGUAAAACGCAGCAUCCAGAAACGACGGAAGACGAUGAAGUUGAAAUUAAAUGGGUUUUUCCAUCUCAAGUUGUCAUUGCUGAAGAUUAUUUGAUAGAAGAACUCAUCAGUGACGAGAUUCUCAACCGUUAUCUCAACAAGUAUUACCUUCAUCCUGACCUUAGGUUAUAUCUUCAUGCUCCAUUGUGCAGAGUUCUUGGGAUUGAAACAGUUUCUUGUCAACAUUUGAUCGACAUUGGGAAAAUCGUCGCCAGCGAAAUCGAACUUAGAAUUGAGACACAGCCAGAGGAUACCCCACAAUUCUUUGAAGAAUUUACAAUGUGGGCUGCAAAAUGGUUGUGCGGUGUUUAUCGGUGUUUAGAACGCGAGAGAGAUUGUAGUGAUGAAACGUUGGAGAAAAUUGCUCAGAUUAAAAUUUUUCCAUUAUCCAGAGGACAGUGUACGCCAAUUUUUGGUCAGUCGGUAUUCUUACCGCUUCAAGACAAAAUUAAAGGCGAAAAUGCAAAAAACAAGGCUUCAAGAGGAGCGGCCGACAUCGUGCAUAGAGAGUUGCAUUCACUUCAUCCACUGAUCUUAGAAAGUCUGGACGAUAUUAGAAGAUCCGAAGUGAAAAAACUUCUUGAGAGAUUGCAAGUCAAAUGUCUGACGUCAUAUGAUCUGAUUAAACACCAUAUUAUACCUGACCUAAAGAAAACCCAAGAUAAAUCGGUCAGCCGUCCAGAUGUUCUUUUCAGCUAUAUUGUUUACAUCAAAGAUCAGUGGGAUUUAGACCCAAGUGUAUGUGAUCUGCAAGAAUUGCGUUCGUGCGCGUUGGUAAAAACUAAUAAAGGAUUUGUGAACCCUAGUUUGGAGCCUGUCCAUUUUACUGUCAAAUAUGGAAAUAAAACAAACCUUGAAAAAGACUUUUCAAGUGUUACCUGGACAAUGAUUGAUAAUGGCUACUUUAUCUCCGCGAAAGAAUUACAUAAUUCUUGGGAGAAAUUUCUAUUAGCACUGGGUGUUGUCCACUUUCUUGCCAUAGAAAGAAAAGAUGUUACAUUGAGCAAAUCCAUUCAGUCUAACUCAGUUUGGUCAUCCCUCAAAGAAUUCUGGUCCCAAACUCCUGGAAGUUACAUUGUAAAAGAUUAUGCAUCAAGUGAACUGGAAACAUUGUUAUCUUUUGGUUCAGAUGAGGAGUUGAAGAGGUUGGCUGAACUACUUGAUCAACACUGGGAUGAGAUAUAUUCAAAAUACGCCAAAGAUGUGCCCUAUCUUGAUGAGCAAGGUAAAGUUCUUGGACAAACGUCCUCUUCUUUCUUCCUAAAUCUUAAGGAGAAAUCCUGGUUGCCGACCAAAUCCCAAUCUGGUUCUAAGCAACUCGUUAGAUGUUGUCCGCGUGAUGCGUUUAUGCACAAACCUGAAAUAAUCGAAUUACUUGGUGACCACGCUUUGUAUGCUGGUCCUUCGCUCGUCAAUGAGAAUUUCCUAAAAGUUCUAGGAAUCCAAACUAGUGUGAAAUUUGAUACCUUAGUCGCCGAACUAAUGAAAUGGAUUGGGAAAGAUCAUGAGAAUGAGGACAGUGGUUUCGUCACAACUCUUGACCAUAUGACAAACGUCUACAUAUUCCUGGAUAAACAAAUCAAAGCAAAUGACGAGCGAAAAAAAUACCUCGAGGUUGUCACGAAAAAUAAGUCUGUUGUGUUUGUUCCCAGUGUUGAUGAUCCCUCUCAUUCUCCAUCUCAAAGCAGCUGUUGUAAGAUUCGUGGAACGUUUCUGCCCUCAAAACGCAUGUUCUGGGAAGAUCCUUCCAACUUGAUGCAAGUUUUUUGGAAAGGAAAAUUUGUUGCGACCGAUCCUCGAAGAAUGCUCAAUAGUUACUAUCAAAAUGUUCUAAAAAAUUUUUUUGUUGAUUUUCUUGGAAUCGACGAAAGUCCUAAUUUGAAAGAGUACUUGAACUUGCUGGAAGAAAUCGCCUCUGAGAGUUCUUUAGCCAGUGGUCCAAAUGUUGAUAAUAUUAUGCGCGUUUAUGACGUAAUUGCAACGAAGUGUCUGGUCCAAGGCUCUACAAGAAGUACAGAUUUUGUCAAGAGUCAGCUUCUUAAUUUGAGAGUGUUUCCAACUGAAGAGGAGAACUGGGUGUCAUUGGAAGACAAGCCACUGUUUUGUGAUGAUAAAUUUCUCAAAAAGCUAUUUGGAGAAAGUAAAUCCCAGAAUAAAGAAGAUAUGAGUGAAAUGAAAAAGAAAGAAGAAAAAGUUCACUUCGUGAAGAUGGGUUUACUACCGAAACGUAAAGAGAAAAGGAAAGAAUUUCAGAAUGAGGAGAAGAAGAAUUCCCGCAUUCGAAAUAACGUUGAGAAGUUCUUUAGAGAAGUUUGUGAUAUUUGCAGUCUCUCAGAAUGCGUGACUUCGGAGAUCAUUUCAAGCUUGUCGUCGGAUUGCCCCGCCUUACAGUCGUUUCUGUUUCGCUGGAUUCCGUUCAUCCAACGAUUUAUCUACACAAAAGAUCCUGUAUGUCACGACAAACUUCAAGAGUCCGGAAUGGCUAACACUCUAUCCAAUGUAAAGUGUUUCGCUUCUAAAGAACUAGAAGUUGUCUAUCGUCUGCGAACGCAUCCGAAGAUAACGGUUUCAGUCAAAAAGAAUUGUGGCAUUGAAAACAGUAAUGGUUUAAAAAUUUAUGUGAUUGACGAAAAACUCGGGGACACAAAAGAUCUCAUUAAAGAACUUGCAAAGUUUUUUGUGCCUCCAGAGAAUGUUGGGAACUUGAGCAAUUUUCUUGAUGUCCUGACACAAAAAUCGGAAAAAGUUGUAGAAGAAUUCAUGGAAGACCAGGAACUAGACUGUCUUCCAGACGAUCUUACAGAAUGGAUGGUUCCCGAACCACCGCCAGUUCCAAUUUCCAUGACAACUGAGUCAUAUGACGAAACCCCUUCUCUUGAUACUAUGAUCACUCCAGAGCAACCCACAGUGACGCAGCAAGAGACCAGUGGGGAACUGAGGGGCCUUCAAUGUUGGCCUCCAAGAGCUCCAGGUACCCACAUAGUUAGUGGAUCAGGAGACAAGAAUCCUGCAACAGAACAGGUUUUAGCAGCUUGGCCACUACCUGCUCCACCCGAUGCUUAUGUAAGCCCCAGAGCGGAAGCGCAGGCUCAAACUCAGCAUGAUCCCAGGUUGCUUCAAGACCCAAUGACACAGUACAACUCAGCGAUACAGCCAAAAUACGUACCUGCUGUGGCGUUUGACGAAACGACGGUAGACGAGAGCCACUUACAACCUAGUCAACCCACAAUACAUAUAGUACAGUCUCAACCAGACACCGCGGAAUUUUCUACAGAAGUUAUUGCUAACGUCACCUAUAAUACUGCUAACAACUCGAUGCGAGUGUCUGGUAACGACGUCACGCACCUACCGCACCCUCAAUAUGUCCGUCCAUUAGAACUUAAUGACGUCAGGGUUGAACUGGAGGAGAUUGAAUUGAAAACUGCAUUUAAAGGUACCGAGUUGGUCUCUUUGCCGCAAAGUGCUAACGCUGAAGAGAUCGGUCGUUGGGGAGAAGAAUGUGUCUACACUUUGCUGAAAAGCAAUGAAAAAAAUGAUGAAGUCACUUGGGUUAAUGAACGCCAUGAGUCAGGACUUCCGUAUGAUAUUGUUAUCAAAGCGGACAGUGUAGAAAAAUUCAUCGAGGUUAAAAGUACCUCCACGUCAGAGAAACGUAUCUUGGAAAUAUCAUCGAAAGAAAUUAUGUGCGCUUUCCAAAAGAGGGAAAAUUAUCAUUUAUACCGCGUGUAUAAUGCAGGUAGCCAACACUAUUGUCGAGUAGCAAGGCUGUGUAACCUGGCAUCUAGCCUUGAUGCAAAGUCCGUCUCUUUAUUUAUACUUAUAUAAAAAUCCCACGAUUUUUUAAAUAAUAUUCGUAUUCGAUUUUUUAAUAUGUUACUAGGACAAUCUUUAUCAUGCAAUCGAUAUAAAACACAAUUAGAUAACAUUGUAUAUCUCUCAGGUGCAACAUAAAAUGUUGGCUCUGUUUUAGAAUUUUACUGGACAAAUUAGUAUUUUAAUUAUUUCAAUUAGAGCCCAAAAGA
Dendronephthya gigantea is the source of this 8414-nucleotide messenger RNA. RefSeq lists its product as uncharacterized. The record is from RefSeq and is a predicted model, not a curated record. The transcript has 17 exons. Lineage: Eukaryota; Metazoa; Cnidaria; Anthozoa; Malacalcyonacea; Nephtheidae. Bases 1 to 8217 code for a protein of 2738 amino acids.